Molecule: messenger RNA, 1392 nt
Organism: Symbiodinium necroappetens
Lineage: Eukaryota; Dinophyceae; Suessiales; Symbiodiniaceae
Source: the annotation of a GenBank genome assembly
GACCAGGCUGGAGCGCAGGAUGCACCGGAGGACGCAGCCAAGGCCUCUCAAGAUCGCGAGUCGGAUACAGAGGUGGCAGAUCCCGACACGGAUACGGAGGCCAACAACAUUCGGCAGUCCCCCCGAUCCCCGACGGUGGUGAGGGACGUCCGUGAUCUCGAGACUGCCAUGGACAAGGACAAGGAGGACCUUGAGGUCCGUCGGCCGCCUGCAGACGGCUCUAGUCAAGAUGGCGCGCAAGCUGCUGAGGCCGAGGAGAAGGACAGUGCUGUUCCGAAGAGGCGGAAGAAGAAGGAUGGAAAGACGGAGAAGAAGCGCAAGAAGAAGGGGAAGAGUGGACAGGCUGCGAAGGAGGAAACUGAAGUGGAGGAGAAAGCAGAAGAAGAUCGACCGCAACCUCAGGAGGCACCAAAGAGUCCCGAGGAACAGAGCCCGGCGAGGGAGCAAGAACUGCCGGAGCAGCAAGAGCAAGAGGAGAAGAAGAAAAAGAAAAGGAAACGGAAAAAAGACAAGGACAGUACCUUGUUAGCUCAGGCUGCGAAGGAAGAAACUGAAGUGGAGGAGAAAGCAGAAGAAGAUCGACCGGAACCUCAGGAGGCACCAAAGAGUCCCGAGGAACAGAGCCCGGCGAGGGAGCAAGAACAGCCGGAGCAGCAAGAGCCAGAGGAGAAGAAGAAAAAAAAGAGGAAACGGAAGAAAGACAAAGAUGGGAAGAAGGAGGCGAAGGACAAGUCCGAGUGCCGUGAGCGCGAGCAGUCCGAGGAGGCUGAGAAGCCCAGCAAGCCGACCAAGGCUGCAUUGCUGGAGGCGGGGGCGCCGCGCCCAAAAGCAGCUUCUCGGCGCAUGAUGCUCGGUGCUUUGGACGGACGGCGUGAGGAGGCCAAGGGCUCAGCGGACGAUGUGAAGACGGAGUCUGCGCCGGAGGAUGGCGACCGUCAGGCAUCUGCUCAUCUUCUACAGGCUGCGGAAGGUGCUGGAGAGCCAGGUCCGAAAGAAUCGACGGAACCGAAGGAGGAGAAGGGCUCCGAGUUGGCAAAGUCUGAGGAUGAGAAGCCGGCCUCCAGCAAGGCCUCCUCCGGAAAGGCGCCUUCAGAGGCCCCGGCAUCUCCCCAGGCAUCUCCCCAGGACCCUGGCACAUCGUCGGCAGAGGGAAAGGAGGAUGAGCAAACGGAUGUGAAGAAGGAGGCACAGGAGGAUUCCCCCAAGGAUGCGAGGCUGCGGAAGCUCAUACGUGGAGUCUACGAGAGGAAGAAUCCAGAGAAGCUUGCCGACUUGGACGACCUCUUGGCAAAGUAUGCCGACAAGCUCGAGCAGGCUUAUGAGUAUGUCUGCAACAAGUACGGCGAGACCAAGGAGGAUCUGGAUUCGAUGGAGCCGCCGCUCACGGUCUUC